Drosophila teissieri is the source of this 1389-nucleotide messenger RNA. RefSeq lists its product as uncharacterized. The transcript is spliced from 6 exons. Lineage: Eukaryota; Metazoa; Arthropoda; Insecta; Diptera; Drosophilidae. The record is from RefSeq and is a predicted model, not a curated record. The coding region runs from base 177 to 1190 and encodes 337 amino acids.
GUUUUGCCCCCAAAAGUUUGGACUAAUAGAAAAUAUGGCCGGCCAUUGAGUUUGGCCAAAAAAAGCAAAGUUUCCCGCCAUCCCAUUCCCAUCGGCAUCGUCCUGCCUCGACAUUGUCCAUGUGGCCAGGGAGGUGGAUCGAAAUCAGCUGGGGACUUUAAAGGCGACUGCCCACAAUGGACCUUGGCCGCUGGCUGCUGCAGCUGGGCGUGCACAUGCUGCUGGUUGUGCGGCGCAUUCAGUGUCUACGUGUGACUGACAUCAAUGUGCCACAAAUUGUUGAUUUUCGUGAUAACGUGACAUUAUCCUGCAGCUAUGACAUAAGUGGUCACACGUUAAAUUCGGUUAAGUGGUACAAAAACGGAAAGGAGUUUUUUAGAUACUCGCCCCUCACCCCGCCCACCUACAUUCCGUUCGCAGUGGAGGGCGUGCAGCUGAUCGAUGACGGCAACGAGUGCAACGAAUCCUCCUGUCGCGUGGAGCUCAAUUUAUUGGGCGUCAAGUCGUCGGGCGUCUACAGGUGCGAAGUGUCCGGCGAUGCCCCCCACUUCCAGUUAACUGCCCGCGACGCCAACAUGACCGUCGAAGCACUUCCCCAGAACAAUCCACUCAUCAGCAGCUUUCACUCAACCUAUCGCUUCGACGACUUCGUAGAGGUCAACUGUAGUACGGAUUUUUCCAGCCUUUUCACGCGGAUUACCUGGUACGUCAAUGGAAUAAAGGUUUCUCUGGCGGAUUUACUCCCCUCUUUUGAGACCACCAUUGUAGCCCAUGGAUACAGCAUGCGACGCAUUGUUUCCCAGCUGAAUUUUUACGCCAAUGAACCACGGUUCCAUCAAUUGCAAUUGCAAAAACUGAUCCAGCAAAAGCGGACAAUCUCACCAGCUAGACUUGGGCUCGAGCUGCGUUGUGUUGCGGAGAUCGAUCGGUAUCCACAUCUGCAAAGAGAAGGUACCAUGUUCGCCCAGCUUUACAGGGACGAAAUUGAUCAGAAAAAUCAGAAGCUGAUCAACUCGAGAUCAAGUGCCACUCCAAAUCCACAAGUGCAGCAUCUGCUGCUGGUGGCAAUUUCGAUGACGAUGACCGCAGUGCGACUCUUCACACCGCUGACAUUUCAAUAUGGCGCACGGAAGUCGGCGCGCUAUAAAAUGGCGGCGACGCGAUGUAGUUUUCCUCGUUUCCGGUUUUGAUUGUGUUCCUUUUUGUUGUGUUCGAUUUGUUUAACAUUUUUGUAGCUCUAAGCAACUGAAAUGCACGUGAGAAUUUACAAACAAAAUCAAUGUAAUAUUUAUGUAUAAUUGUAAUAAAAGUCUCGCAGAGUUUCGUGGGGGAAAUUAACUUAAGCAUAGGCGAGCGAAUCCUGUAAAUAGCCUUUAAGUGUGCAAUCGA